Molecule: messenger RNA, 1188 nt
Organism: Chenopodium quinoa (quinoa)
Lineage: Eukaryota; Viridiplantae; Streptophyta; Magnoliopsida; Caryophyllales; Amaranthaceae
Exons: 2
Coding region: 1-1188 (395 amino acids)
Source: RefSeq, a predicted model, not a curated record
AUGUAUGAAAGGAAGGUUGGGCAUUCUAUUAAUCCGGAAUUUGUGAAAGAGGUAGAUGAAUUCCUUAAAUACGUGGAAGAUCAUCCCGAGAGUAGCAACCCGAAUGAAGUUAGGUGUCCAUGUUUUAAAUGUAAGAACAAACGGCUUUGGGAUGCGGAAACUAUUAAAAUUCAUUUGUACCGCAAGGGUUUCAUACCUAAUUACUAUGAGUGGAGGUGUCAUGAGGAAGGCUUUCCGGGAGCUCCUGAAGGACCGUCAAAUGAAUAUCGUGAAAUGGUUUUCGAUGCUUUUGGUCAUAAUGAAGAUCAAGGGCAUUCAGAAGAGGCAGAGGAGGAGCCUAAUGCACAAGCUAAGCAUUUCCUAGAUUUGUUAAAGGCUUCUGAAAGACCAUUAUACGAAGGAAGUUUAUUGUCUGUGUUAGAGAUGGCUGCCCGAAUUACUAGUCUUAAGUGUGAGUAUAAUUUGCCCCAUAGAUGUGUUGAUGGGUUUUCUUCUUUGGUCAAUGAGGCGAUUCCUAACAAUAAUAAUAUGGCCGACACAUUCUAUGAGGUGAAGAAGAUUGUGAAGGGGUUGGAGUUGCCUCAUGAAAAGAUUCAUGCAUGCCCGAAAGGAUGUAUGUUGUUUUGGAAGGAUGAUGUUCAGCUAUCUACAUGUAGGGUGUGUGGUAGCGACCGAUACAUAAAUACUUCUAAAGGUAGCUUAGUGCCUUUGAAUGUUUUAAUUUAUUUUCCGAUCACACCGAGAUUGCAAAGGCUCUAUGCAACCAAGAACAUAUCGGAAGAAAUGACAUGGCAUUCGAAAAAUCCUCGAGUUCAUGGCACAAUGGCGCACCCUAGUGAUAGUGAAGCUUGGAAACACGUCAAUAGAUGCUUUCCAGAAUUUUCCAAUAAGCCUCGUAAUGUUCGACUUGGCUUGUGUACAGAUGGUUUUGCUCCUCAUGCGGGUAAGAAGGCUUGUCCUUAUUGUAUGGAUAAAAGCAAAGCAUUUUGGCUUGAACACGGUGGCAAAGUUUCUUGGUUUGAUUGCCAUCGCCAAUUCCUUCCAACAGAUCACCCUUUUCGAAAUAGUAAAACUGCAUUUUGUAAAAACAAAGUCGAAAAAGGUUCACCGCCACACAUCAUGUCAGGUGAGGAAUUGUGGGAAUGUGUGAGACACCUUCCAAAGGCAACGAUGGGCCAGAGGCAUUGA